AUGGCGAAUGAAAUGUUACAUUCGUACUACAGAAACUGUUUACUCUUUGUCGUUUGGUUAUUGUUGUUACACGGCACAAACAGUGAUCCAAUCCAGAAACGGUCUAAAUCAAGCGUUGCUUUUAGCAAGGUGCACAUUCACAGACGGGAUGCAGUCACCAAUGAAUUCUUGAUGAGCCCUGCUUCUUAUACAAGCCUUAUAACCAAUUUCAAGAAUGAGACAACGUCUAUAGAUAUUCACCAUAGACACUAUGAUUAUGAGCUUGUAUGCCCACAACAAGUAUCCAACGGACCGCACGACCCUCCAAACAAGCGAUCAACAUGUCCCUGGUAUUACAGCGUAAAACAUAACGCCAAACAAUACCCGGCGACGAUAUUGAAUGCAGAGCGUCUCUGUGAAUAUUCUAUUGGAUCAAACAAUUCACUUGAAUGUGUCCCAAUUACUCACAAAAUGUCUGUACUUGAAUUACAAAACUACCGAGACGACAACAAUAACUAUGUUUGGACAGAUACCAUGGUAACGGUUGUAAUUGGUUACACCUCUGCCGGAAGAAGGAGUGCCUACAGUUCUGGAACCAAGAAUUAUUCUGGUAAACCUGCACCAGAAUAUGACUAGUCUUUUUUUAUCUAAGGAUGGUGUAUGCCAUGUUAUCAUGAUAGAUGCA
Mercenaria mercenaria is the source of this 664-nucleotide messenger RNA. RefSeq lists its product as uncharacterized. Gene Ontology annotation, cellular component: extracellular region. The record is from RefSeq and is a predicted model, not a curated record. Bases 1 to 615 code for a protein of 204 amino acids. The transcript has 2 exons. Gene Ontology annotation, molecular function: cytokine activity. Lineage: Eukaryota; Metazoa; Mollusca; Bivalvia; Venerida; Veneridae.